AUGAACGGAGGUGCAUCCAGAAGGCCCACUGAGCAGGACCGGGAGGUCGUGAAAAACAUGACAGAAUGGAUUCAAAAUGAUACAAUUCGAUUCUACAUUCAGUCCCAUCUUUUAUUUUGUCCGGGGCAAGAUAUGUGCUUUGGAAAUCAAUACAAGAGAAAUUAUACGGCAAUUUUACCAUUUCCAAGUUGCUUUCAGUGUGAAUGUAGAUAUGAAUGUAAAAGAAAGAACAACUGUUGCCCUUGGAGGAACUACAAGCAAGAUGUGGAGAUGACCCCAGACUAUAUAUCAUAUAUGGAUAAUAAUCAAUUCACUCCAUCAAAGUACAUUAAUGUCCCUCAACAGUGCAUUGCACCACAAGUUAAUUAUCAAAGCGUAAAACGCUCUAUUAAGGCAUACUUUAUGAUUUCGCAAUGUCCUUUUAAUUACACAGACUCCAAUACGCACCAAAGAUGUAAUAACCCAUUACAAGAAAAAGACAUGUACUUAUACCAACCAGUAUUUUCUCCAUUUUCCAAUGAGAGCUUCAAAAAUCUUGACUGUGCGAUUUGUAACGGAGAAUCUUUGAGCAACCUUGUUCCGUGGACACCAAUAUUGGUUUGCUCAUCCAGAAAGACUCUUAUCCAAACCCAAUCUUUAGAUCAACUGCAAUCAGUUGCUUUUCAGAAAAAUUCCUUAUGCAAUGUAAUUUUUGUUCCUCAAACAUCUACAUUUACAAGAGACUGCUUCUCUGAAAAACUGUAUAUCAGUAAUUGUAAUGAAACUGGAGAAUGGAAAAUUUUCGACAGCAUUAUUUUUAACGCGUGUCAUUCAGACUUCGUCUACGUUUAUCUAGAAUGCAGUACAGCGUUUGAGAGAAGGGUGUUCAAAAAUAUAUUCUGUGCAAUGUGCAAUUUCCAUGACUGGGAUAGUUCAUUGGGAAUCGAAUGCGUGUCUUCGGUAGAAGUCUAUGACUUGAAAAAUCCUUUCAGUCUCGUCUCUUUUUCAGCCUUAAUUGAUUUCAGGGCAAAUGAGGAUGUGCCAACGCCUAGUGAAGGCACAAAGUGUUCCAAAGAUUCACUUCGAUUUGUCUACAUGGAUACAAAUUUGGGUUACUCUUUGUCGACUUGCUACAUAUCACAUCCCUAUCUUAAUCUGUAUACUUUUUUAAUACCCAUCGCGCUCAUGAUAACUCUAAAUAUGUUCAUGUUCUUUAUCAUUGUGAGGGAGAUCCGAACAAAGAAAAAUAACCCUAUCUCAAACACAAACGAGAAGCAGAUGAUGAAGAUUUAUUUCAAACUCUCAACUCUGACGGGGUCUUCCUGGCUUUUGGGAUUUUUACAUCAGAUUUUUCAGCUACAGAUAUUAUCUUUCCUUCAUAUAAUUUUCACUGGCAGUCAAGGUUUGUUUCUUUUUUUUUCUUUUGGGUUACCAUUGUUGUUAGGGAGAUGUCAGAAGACAACUUAA
Messenger RNA from Saccostrea echinata, 1446 nucleotides. RefSeq lists its product as uncharacterized. Gene Ontology annotation, cellular component: membrane. Gene Ontology annotation, biological process: G protein-coupled receptor signaling pathway. Gene Ontology annotation, molecular function: G protein-coupled receptor activity. The coding region runs from base 1 to 1446 and encodes 481 amino acids. The transcript has 2 exons. Lineage: Eukaryota; Metazoa; Mollusca; Bivalvia; Ostreida; Ostreidae. The record is from RefSeq and is a predicted model, not a curated record.